CCGUCAAAUCCUAUAGACAUGAAAUAUUCUAAAAUUCGAAGUAUUCUAUCUGGAGAAGAAUCUAUCAAGUUACAUUUGGAGUUUUUAUAUAGAAACAACCAUACCGAUUUGUUAAUACUGAAGAAUACUAAAGGUGCUCUUGAAUCACGAAAUUCCGUAUAUCAUUCCGCUGUUACGUUUGCAAAUGCCUUUAUGAAUGCUGGCACUACGAGCGAUGAGUUUCUCCGCCAGAAUAUGGAGUGGCUCGCAAGAGCAAGUAACUGGACAAAGUUUAGUGCCACGGCAGCUCUUGGCGUAAUCCAGAAGGGACAUCUCUCACAAGGUCUUGCUUUGUUAUCGCAAUAUUUGCCUCGAGAUGGCGUAAGUGUAAGCUCGUAUUCAGAAGGAGGUUCUCUAUUUGCUCUCGGUCUCAUUCAUGCAAAUCAUGGAGUGGGCGUUUUGGAUUAUCUGAAAAAUGCUUUGAAGAAUACAACUACGGAAGUUCUUCAACAUGGAGCAUGUUUGGGAUUAGGAGCUGCGGGCAUGGCGACUGGAAACGAUG
Paraglomus occultum is the source of this 541-nucleotide messenger RNA. The record is from the annotation of a GenBank genome assembly. NCBI's taxonomy places the organism in Eukaryota, Fungi, Glomeromycota, Glomeromycetes, Paraglomerales, Paraglomeraceae.